This is a messenger RNA of Ipomoea triloba (trilobed morning glory), 1209 nucleotides long. RefSeq names its product putative late blight resistance protein homolog R1A-10. The transcript is spliced from 3 exons. Lineage: Eukaryota; Viridiplantae; Streptophyta; Magnoliopsida; Solanales; Convolvulaceae. The record is from RefSeq and is a predicted model, not a curated record. Bases 85 to 1209 code for a protein of 374 amino acids. Gene Ontology annotation, biological process: defense response to other organism. Gene Ontology annotation, molecular function: ADP binding.
UGAGUUUAUGAAGAUCCAUCUGUUGUCUCCCACUUUGACAAACAAAUAUGGGUUGUUGUAUCACAACAUCACAAUAAGAGGCAAAUGCUCUUAGAUCUUCUUGGUUCUAAAAACAACAGCAGUGAUGAGGAUGACCUAGCAUUACAGCUCUACCAAAGUUUGAAGGGUCAAGGGUACUUUGUAGUGAUGGAUGAUGUAUGGAGCAGAGACUCAUGGAAUGAUGUUAACUCUUGCUUUCCAGAUGAUAUAAAUGGGAGUCGAGUAUUGUUGACUACUCCCGUAGCAGAGGUGGCUACUUGUAUUGGCUCUAACAAUCACUUCUCCCAUCAAAUGCAGUUCUUAGACCAAAGUGAAAGUUGGGAAUUAUUUCAUAAAAAGGCAUGCAAAUCUCAUGGUGUUGAAUUUGAGACAAUUGGGAGGCCAAUUGUUGAGAAAUGUAAAGGACUGCCAUUGGCAAUUGUUGUGAUAGCAGGUUUAUUUUCAAAACUCAAUAUAGUAGAUGAGUGGAAGAAAACUGCUAAUGCUCUAAUAAGUUCUUCAACAUCAACUCUAGAUGAUGAAGAAUGUCGAAGAAUCCUCUCAUUGAGUUAUAAUCACUUGCCCUAUAAUUUGAAAGCUUGUUUUUUAUAUUUAGGAGUUUUUCUAGAAGAUUAUAAGAUCAAUGCUAACAAGCUUGCAAGAUUAUGGGCUGCGGAAGGAAUUGUAAAGGCAUUCAAGAAUGAGAGUUUUGAAGCGGUGGCUAAAAGGAAGCUGAGGUUUGAUUUUAUGAAAUCUGAGUGGAAGGCAAUUAAUGUUUUGAGCAAGUUACCAAGGCUUGAGGUGCUCAAGUUAGUAAACGCUGACCUUGGCAAAAAGUGGGAACUACCAGUGAAUGUAAAAUUCUGCCACUUAAUUUGUUUGAAAAUUUGGUCUCCUAAUCUCAAGCAUUGGGAAGUUGGUGCUGAUAAUUUUCCAAAACUUGAGCGCCUAUUCCUUAACACAUGCUUUGAAUUGAGAGAGAUCCCAAAUAGCUUUGCAGAAAUUCCAACAUUGAACUUAAUCCAUUUAGAGAGGUGUCAUCCUUCUGCAGUGAUGUCAGCCAAGCAAAUUCAGGCUGAGCAGCAUGACUAUGGAAAUGAGAAUAUGGUUGUCAUUGAGAUAAACACAACACAGCCUAGCUCUCUUGAAGAUGACUCCGAUGAAGGCGAGUUUGAUGAAGAUGAAGAGUAG